Molecule: messenger RNA, 3590 nt
Organism: Coffea arabica (coffee)
Lineage: Eukaryota; Viridiplantae; Streptophyta; Magnoliopsida; Gentianales; Rubiaceae
Product: receptor-like kinase TMK4
Biological process (GO): protein phosphorylation
Molecular function (GO): protein kinase activity; ATP binding; protein binding
Source: RefSeq, a predicted model, not a curated record
ACCGCCGUAGCCCCUCAGCUUCCCCAGUCUCUAUCUCUCUCAUGCACGAUGAGAGAGAACGGAGAAUGAGAACCACCACCUCAUCCACCUUCCUCCACCCUAAUAUCAUAAAAAACAGCAAAAACCACCAGAAUGCGAAAAGGGAAACAAAAGUUUCUUAAAACGGUCCGGUGCUUACAAUUAAUCACCACCCUCUUCAUCUACCAUGUUUUUGCUGAUGAUGCUGCCAUCAUGGCAGAACUGGCCAAAGGUUUCUCCAAUGCCCCGCCGGGGUGGAGUGGCAACACCCCAUGUAAAUGGACAGGCGUCCAGUGUGACUCAUCAGGCAGAGUCAUCUCCAUUAUUCUCAUCUCCAAAUCUCUCUCAGGCAAAUUACCAUCAGGUUUGAAUAAACUCUCCAGCCUACAAUCCCUCAAUUUUCAAAGGAACCAGCUUUGGGGGCCGCUACCUUCCUUGUCAAACCUCACGUCCCUCAGAGAAGUCUACCUUGACGGCAAUAAUUUUACUUCUGUUCCUCCUGAUUUCCUCAUGGGCCUGACAAGUUUGCAGACAUUCAGCAUUGGCGAGAACCUGAAUCUCCCUCCCUGGACAAUCCCGAAUACCCUGGCCGAUUCGACCGCCCUCGUAAGCUUCAUUGCUAACAAGGCUAACAUCGCUGGGGAAAUCCCAGACAUUUUUGGGUCGUUCCCAAGUUUACAAAGUCUUCGGCUUUCUUACAACAACAUCACAGGGGGUCUGCCACCUUCUUUUGCUGAGUCAGGGAUUCAGAACUUGUGGCUGAACAAUCAGAUUGCCGGUUUGUCGGGCGGAAUUGACGUUCUCGGAGCAAUGUCGCAAGUAACUCAGGUUUGGCUACAUGUUAAUAAAUUUUCAGGGCCAAUUCCCGAUCUUUCUGGAUGCAAAUCCCUUUUUGACCUUCAGCUUCGUGAUAAUCAGCUAACCGGUGUGAUUCCUCCUUCUCUGUCAUCGCUUCCUGAGCUGCAAAAUGUAACUUUGGAGAAUAAUUUAUUCCAGGGUCCAGUACCCAAGUUUCCUGCAGGUGUUCAGGUCACCGAUGGAUCUAGUGACGGUAAAAAUAGUUUCUGCAAUACCAGUCCAGGCCCUUGUGCUCUGCAGGUGACAAUAUUGCUUCAGGUUGCUGGUGCCUUGAAUUAUCCAUCAGCAUUAGCCGAGUCUUGGAAAGGGAAUAAUCCUUGUCAGAAUUGGCGCUUUAUUGUCUGUGAUUCAGGAAGUGUAAGUGUGAUUAAUUUUGGAAACCAGAAUUUUCCUGGCCUCAUAUCACCUGCAAUUGCAAACCUUACCUCAUUAAGGACCCUGGACAUGCAUGCCAAUAAACUUACUGGUUCUAUACCAGCUACCCUGACCAGUUUGACAAAGUUGAAGGUUCUUGAUGUUUCCAACAAUAAUCUCUCUGGAAAAAUACCAGAAUUUGCCCCAGGUGUGUCGGUGAAAACUUCUGGUAAUCCCUUUAUUGGAAUAGAGUUGCCCCCUAGCUUCCCUCCAGGAAAUGCAUCAUCUGGUCCAAUUGACAAAGCGAAGGCUUCUGUCUCACCGUGGAUUAUUGUUGUUAUUAUUGUUGUUGCUGUUGUCAUGGUUGUUGUUUUGGGUUUCAUAGUUUAUAGACGUUAUUAUGUAAAGAAGCAAAGUCGUGAAUACAAGUCAGCUAAGGGCAGUAAAAAUGGGAAAACCUCGCUUGAGGGUGAUUCUGAUGCAAUAUCAAGCGAUUUACCCAGCCAAAUGGGUACUGAAAACUAUGAUUUCCAUUUUAGUGAUGGUAUCAGUGUCGCCAUACCAAUAGAAGUACUCCAAGAAGCAACAAACCAUUUCAGUGAAGAAAACAUAUUGGGUGAAGGUGGAUUUGGCAUUGUUUAUAAAGGACAACUUCAUGAUGGGACACAGAUAGCCGUGAAGAGGAUGGAAUCUUCUUUUAUGAACAAGAAGGGUCUAGGUGAGUUUAGAGCUGAAAUUGAGGUCCUGUCAAAGGUUAGGCAUAAGAACUUGGUUGCUCUUCAUGGUUUUUGUGUCAACGGAAAUGAGAGACUUCUGGUUUACGAGUAUAUGCCUCAAGGGACACUGGGGCAGCAUUUAAUUAGUUGGCAAGAAAGGGGCACCCUUCCACUCACUUGGAAACAAAGACUCUCCAUAGCAUUAGACGUUGCCAGAGGCGUUGAAUAUCUGCAUGGAUUGGCAAACCAGAGUUUCAUCCACAGGGAUCUCAAACCCUCUAACAUCCUUCUCGGAGAUGAUAUGAGGGCUAAGGUUUCAGAUUUUGGUUUGGUUAAGAUUGCCCCUGAUGGGAAGCACUCAGUUGAGACGCGACUAGCUGGAACUUUUGGGUAUUUGGCACCAGAAUAUGCUGCCACUGGCAGAGUGACCACGAAAGUUGAUGUCUAUGCAUUUGGAGUAAUCUUGAUGGAGUUAAUCACCGGACAGAAGGCCUUGGAUGAUGCACAACCAGAAGAGAAAGCUCACUUGGUCACUUGGUUCCGAAGGGUGACUUUUAACAAGGACGAGAUCAGAAGCUCGUUAGAUCCUUCCUUAAGACCAGAUGAAGAAACCUUCAAAAGCAUUUGGAAAGUGGCAGAAUUAGCAGCCCACUGCACAGCUCGCGACCCAUAUCAGAGACCUAUCAUGGGGCAUGCAGUUAAUGUCUUGUCUCCCCUUGUAGAGCAGUGGAUGCCUGGUUCCGAUGAUGAAGAAGAAGAUAGUUUUGGCAUUGAUCUCAAUAUGAGCCUGCCGCAAGCCUUGCAGAGGUGGAAAGCUAACGAAGAGACGUCCACAAACAGCGACUUAUUUACAGAUACCAGCCCGGAGUUUACUAGCACGCCUCAGCUGCCUUCACGAUACACAAGCUCGUUUAGCUAAAUGAUGGCCGGAGAUACGUACCAAUGAUAAGAUAGAUACGUACAUGCAGCUGCAGUUCAAUCUCCGGCUCAUCAUCCUGCGAAGACGUGAAACCAGCAAAUCAUCAUAUCAUUUUGUUUUGUUUAACCCACCCGUGCAGACCUCUUGUCAGCAACUCAUCCUCGUAUUUAUCAUUGAUUUAACCUAGUAUAGAUUACCUUUACUCUUUUUCUUUUUCUUUUUUUUUUUUCUAAAGCAGUCCUUUUUAAUUACCCUGAGAAUUUGUUCUUAAAAAUUUUAGAUGAGGUAAAUUAUUUAUUUGCUAACUUCGAUCCUUAGAUGUUAAUACAGCAGCAACAUUUUGAUUAUUCUGUCGUGCCCGGGCACUGCUCCAAGUGGUAGAGUCGUGGGAUUGCCAAUUUUUUACUGCUUAUGCACAAUGGCAGUCAAUUUUACCAAUAUUAUUUGCGGAGUAAUUCUAGAAAGUGCUCAACUCUUUGAUGAAUUUACUAGCUUCUUUAUUCGAGCAAUCACAAUUGGACUAAGCAGUUUCAGAGAAGCAGCAAAAUCAUAUCUAUCUCUCUCUGGCUACAUUGAUAACAAAUGUCUUCCCACCCCUGUUCCUUCAAAAGAUAGAAGAACGAACUCAAAUGACAGAAACCCACCAAUUUGCCUAAAGCAUAGCGUUUCAAUAAAUUGCAUUACCCAACUAAUCAAGAAAGAUAGCACCCCUAACCUCAUUUGGG